Messenger RNA from Trichobilharzia regenti, 913 nucleotides. NCBI's taxonomy places the organism in Eukaryota, Metazoa, Platyhelminthes, Trematoda, Strigeidida, Schistosomatidae. The record is from the annotation of a GenBank genome assembly.
AAAUGAUAAGGUCAAUAUUUUGCCCUCGUCGAGCGGUAGAUAUUUAACUUGCUAUGAAAUACUGAGGUCCUCCCUACUGACAACUUAAUCUUCAAUCUUCAGCGGAAGACCUUCAGUAAACAUCCAAAAUUAACCUCGAGCUACACAGUCUAAUUAAAGGAUAAUAACUCUAAGGCACACGGUUAAGGCGUUUCACCAAUAUUAUGUUUACGAGAGAACUUUUCAAUACAAAUCCACAUAACAUAGCUCAAAUAUCUAAAACCAGACAGAAUCUGGAUUUAUUUAGGCCACAAACAUCUCUUGGGAAUAACAGUGCCGCUUCUAACAGCUUACACCGUAACAUGAUAAUCUCAAAUGUGGCUGGACGACAUUACUCACAGAAUGAAUCCUUUUGUUUUUCAGAAAUACCUCCCACCCACUAUAAAAUGUCUGACUGCAGUUUAAGAGUUAUCUCUACGCAAAUAAGAAGAAUUCGAGGGAUUUGUACUUAUUUAUCAAAGAAUAUUAAUUGUCCAUUUCUUUAUGAAACAUACGGACGUUGUAUAUCGAAAGGUGAAACUUUCACCAACAUACCAGGAAUGUGUUUUAUCUUGCAAGAAAUCGGCCACAAACAAACGGUUAACUGUGCCUUAUAUGACUUUGAUGAGAUACUACCUGAUAUUGAGGUUGGAAGUAUAUACAGAUGCGUUGGGCGAUACCAUUGUCUAAAGCUUAUAUACCAGUGCUUCACUGUGGAGAAACUGAAUGAAAACGAAAUAAGUCUCAUGGAGUCCUUUCAAUACCAAUCAAACUUAGAACUGGUAGAACUAAUGAAACCAAACAAAGAUGCACAGAGUUCUCGAAAAGUUCGCCGAACAGCGUGGAGACCCAACUCAAUAGCUAAACCGCCUGCUCCCAAACAUUUUGUUCCCUU